UAAUAAUUAAUCAAUUAAUAUUUCAUCGAAUCAAGGUUUCUGCUACUAGACAGUAAAAAUACAACUGGUUUUUAUUUAUUCAAAGAAGGUAUUCGUGUUUGUAUGUCAAGACUAAACGAUACAUUACCUAUAAUUGAGUGGUAAGUCAGUGUCUGUCAUCUUUAUAUUUUUUAGUUUUGAGGAAUAACUGUGUUAAAUAAUGGUUGCGGAUUCAGAACGGCUAGAUAUAGUAUUACUGGGAGCAACAGGUUUUACAGGCAAAUAUUGCGUUCCUUACCUACAUCAACUUGCAAAGGAAAAAGGAAGGAACUUGACAUGGGGCGUAUCAGGGCGUUCUGAAAAUAAAUUAAAGAACGUCUUGAGUGAAAUGGGAAAUAAAAUUGGAGUUGAUUUGUCAGAUGUACCAAUAAUUCCGUCAGAUAUUAAAAAUGAUGAUUCUCUUCUAAAAAUGGCAAAAAGGGCCAAAGUUGUAAUAAAUUGCUGCGGACCUUAUCGAUUCUUGGGUGAACCGGUAGUUAAGGCUUGCAUUGAAGCUGGUGCAAAUUACGUAGAUGUUAGUGCGGAACCACAGUUUCUCGAAUCCAUUCAAUUAAAUUACCAUAAGGCUGCACAGGAAAAAGGUGUCUAUAUUGUAAAUGCCUGUGGCUUCGACUGCAUCCCUUGUGACUUGGGAUUGAUUUUUAUUCAAGACAAAUUCCCAGGUACUUUAAAUUCCGUUGUGACCUAUUUGGAUUUAUGGGUAGAAGGUAAAAAUAUUCCUGGUCCGCUAGUCAAUUAUGGCACAUGGGAAAGUGUCGUAUAUGCCAUAGCUCAUGUUUAUGAACUAUCUGCCAUUCGUAAACAGUUGUUUCCCGAGAAGCUUCCCACUUUCAAACCUAAAGUGAAACCAAGAAUUAUUCCGCAUAGAGCAGAAGGAGGUUGGGCGAUGCCGUUUUUCAGUGCAGACCUAGGGGUGAUGAAUAGAACUCAAAGAUACCUCUACGAACAUGAGAACAAACGGCCUGUUCAAGUUGAUACGCAGGGCAUUUUUAAAAGCUUUUUUUUGAUGUUAGCCACAGCUUUUGGUCUUUUCUUCGCCUUAUUAUUAGUCGAUUUUAAAUUUGGAAGAGAUUGGCUGCUAAAUUAUCCCCACAUAUUUAGUUGGGGUACGUUUAGAAAGGACCAAUAUCCAUCGGAAGAAAAAACAGAAAAAACAGUAUUCCAAAUAACUCUUUAUGCAGAAGGAUGGGAUCAAAAAUUAACAAACAGAAACGAUCAAUAUUCAAAUCCUCCUAACAAAAGCAUUGUUGCCAGAGUUAAAGGUAGAAAUCCAGCAUAUGGAACGACCUGCGCUUGUCUAGUGGGUUCCGCCAUUACUAUUGCUACCGAAAAAAAUAAAUUGCCACAAAAAGGUGGAGUGUAUACACCUGGUAUUGCAUUUGGGAAGACAUCUCUAAUUGAAUUAUUGAAUAAAAACGAAGUUUCUUUUGAUAUACUGUAUCAGAAAGAUAUCUAAGUAAUCUAUAAAUUUUUAAAUAUACGUUAUAUCUG
Molecule: messenger RNA, 1530 nt
Organism: Psylliodes chrysocephalus
Lineage: Eukaryota; Metazoa; Arthropoda; Insecta; Coleoptera; Chrysomelidae
Source: the annotation of a GenBank genome assembly